AUGAAAAAGGACUACGAUUUAAGGAUAUGCACCUGGAAUGUCCGAACCCUUAAUUGGGAAGGUGCCUCUAUCCAACUGGCGGAUGCCCUCGAGAAAUUAAAGGCUGACAUUACCGCCAUCCAGGAAAUGAGAUGGACAGGACAAGGUUGUUCCAAGCGAGCAAACUGUGAUAUUUAUUACAGCUGCCAUGCGGAGAGGCGCGAAUUUGGAUGCGGAUUUGUAGUAAGCCGGAGACUUCGCCACCACGUCUACAAUUUCACCCCAGUGAGUGAACGGCUGGCUACAAUCCGCGUCAAAGCUAGAUUUUUUAAUCUUAGCAUAAUUUGCGCGCACGCCCCGACGGAGGAGAAGGAUGAUGCUGCUAAGGAUGCAUUCUACGCGAGACUCGAGGACACAUACGACCGCUGCCCAAACCACGACGUGAAGAUCAUCCUCGGGGACUUCAACGCAAAGGUUGGGCGCGAACGCAUCUUUGACCGCACCGUCGGUAAAUUCAGCCUCCACGAGACCACCUCGAACAACGGUUUCAGGCUGAUUGACUUCGCCGCGGCGCGAAACAUGGUAGUGAGUAGCACCAGAUUUCGGCACCUCGACAUCCACAAGGCAACAUGGCUGUCCCCUGAUCAGAAAACGCGCAACCAGAUUGAUCAUGUUGUGAUAGACGGAAGGCAUGCCUCAAGCGUGAUGGACGUGCGUACGUUCCGUGGAGUCAACAUAGACUCGGACCACUAUCUUGUCGCAGCCAAGAUACGCAUGCGGCUAAGCCGAGCGAAAAACGUACGCCCCAUCACGCAACGAAAGCUUGACGUCACUAGGCUGCGAUCGCAACGGACAGCAACAGCCUACUCCACUCACCUCUCGGAACUGCUCCACCAACCAACCCCUCUUCCUGUUGACGCCGGCGGACUCUGGGCGCACAUAUCCCACUCCAUGCGAGCUGCCGCUGAAACAGCCAUUGGGUUCAAGCGCCCACCCACACGGAACCAAUGGUAUGACGAGGAGUGUCGCGUCGCAGCUGCGGCAAAAAACGCCGCCUACAGAAGAACGCUGCAGUCUGGCGCAACGCGAGCUACGUAUACGCAGUGCACGCUGAGGUUAUGGAGGGCGCAUUUCUCCAAGCUGCUAGCAGGCGAUGACGGCACCAAUCCCGCCAUUGGAGGAAGCAACCCGAUACCACCAAUCAACGACAAUGUGGAUAUACCACUACCUAGCCAUGACGAGGUCCGAGUUGCUAUUAUGCGACUCAAAAACAACAAAGCAGCCGGUGCUGAUGGACUGCCUGCAGAGUUGUUUAAGGCCGGCGGCGAAGAGCUGAUAAGGUGCAUGCAUCAGCUCUUCUGCAGAAUAUGGCUAGAGGAAAGCAUGCCCAACGAUUGGAAUCUCAGCGUCCUUUGUCCUGUGCUGAAGAAAGGCGACCCGACGAUAUGCACCAACUACCGGGGAAUUAGCCUGAUUGCCAUCUCAUAUAAGGUCCUAUCGAGCGUAAUAUGUGAACGACUGAAGCCGUAUACCAGCACACUGAUCGGACCUUAUCAGUGCGGCUUCAGACCUGGCAAAUCCACCAUAGACCAGAUCUUCACAUUGCGCCAAAUCCUGGAGAAAACCCACGAAAAUGGAAUUGACACACAUCAUCUCUUUGUCGAUUACAAAGCUGCAUUCGAUAGUCCGACACGAGAACGCCUAUAUGCCACCAUGUCUGAGUUCGGUAUUCCUGCAAAGCUGAUACGUCUUUGCAGGAUGACAUUGAGCAGCACCAUCAGCUCUGUCAAGGUAGGAACGAACCUCUCCGAACCUUUCAAUACCGUUCGAGGUUUCAGACAAGGCGACCCCCUGUCGUGCAACCUCUUCAACUUUGUGAUGGAAGGGGUCUUGCGGAAAGCCGGUGUGCAUCGUGCUGGCACUAUAUUUUAUAAAAGUGUCCAGCUCCUUGCUUACGCGGAUGAUAUUGACAUCAUUGGCCGCAGCAAGCGUGAUGUCACUGCUGCAUUUUCCGCUAUCGAAAAGAGUCAGCAAAAGUGGGUUUGGCGGUAA
Messenger RNA from Drosophila sulfurigaster albostrigata, 2031 nucleotides. RefSeq lists its product as uncharacterized. The record is from RefSeq and is a predicted model, not a curated record. Gene Ontology annotation, molecular function: catalytic activity. The transcript has 2 exons. Lineage: Eukaryota; Metazoa; Arthropoda; Insecta; Diptera; Drosophilidae. The coding region runs from base 1 to 2031 and encodes 676 amino acids.